CGCAAGCUCGCCAAGCUGCGGGCUGGCGGCUACCGGGCGCGGAGCUGGAUGCCCGCUGCAAUGGGUGAGUGCCGGAGGCUGGCGAGUGGGCAGCACAGGCCUUCCUCCCGGCCUGUGGGUUGAAGGAGUGGAAGCACGAAGGACGGUCUGAGGAGGCCGCCCGGCCCCGGCCCUCUGGCGCAGCCGCUGGGGCCCACCCCUCUCCGCGCGCCUGGUCGGUCCCGCGCGCGCCCUCCCGGGUGGGGCCCGAAGCCGAAGGAGCCGGCGGAGGCGCCGCGCGCGCGCGCGCGCGCAGGGUCGGUUCCUCGCCCACUCGGCUCCCGGCUUUCCCGCGGGUCCCCAGACUUCCCGGGGCUUCGCGGGGCGGGGGGUGCUGUUUGGCUUCUGGAGCGAGCCUUUCUGACGGAGGAGACUGCGUUCUUUCGGACGCGCCCCGGCCAGGGAGGUGCCUCCAGCUGUAAAGCGGGGAGGAGCUGGGCUUUGCAGGGCCAGGGGAGAGCGGCGCUGGCGGCGCUAGGACGCCGGAAGGGCCCCUGCCUUUCGGGGUUUGGGAUUCCGGACCGCCGGAGACUGUUGACUGUCGGAGACGGAAGGGCCUUCGGUGAUCCUGCCCAGUCCCCAACCCUCCCCCUUAUCCCGGAUUGGGGAUAUGGACCCUCAGAGGGCGCAUGAUCUAGCAGAAAGAUGGAUGCCAGUGGCUAUUUUAUUUUUCUUUCUUUGGCAAGAUUGUCACGGAGCCUGGAUAUUUCAGGGAAUCCAGUUACCAAAAUUGACUCCAGAAGAAAGAACCUAACAGACCAGUAAUAAUGGAAGAAAUUUGAGAAAGUUACCAAAAAGCUACCAUCCCCCAAAACACCAAGCCCAGAUGAUGUUACAGCCAGUGGAACACUGACACCUGAACUUGGCAUGAAGAUGGCACUAAAAUUGGAAACUUGGUUAAAAAUAUCCUUCAUGAAGAAGAAAGAUCUUAAGCAACAUGGUGGAUUCAGAAGCUCAUGAAAAGAGGCCGCCCAUCCUGCCAUCUUCCAAACAAGACCUGUCACCUCACAUUGCAAAUGUGGGUGAAAUGAAGCAUUAUCUGUGCGGCUGCUGUGCAGCUUUCAACAAUGUAGCAAUCACAUUUCCCAUUCAGAAGGUGCUCUUUCGGCAACAGCUGUACGGAAUCAAAACCCGGGAUGCAGUGCUUCAGCUGAGGAGGGAUGGCUUUCGAAACUUGUACCGCGGCAUCCUUCCCCCACUGAUGCAGAAGACCACCACACUGGCGCUUAUGUUCGGUCUGUAUGAGGACUUAUCCUGCCUUCUCCGGAAGCACGUCAGUCCCCCUGAGUUUGCAACUCGUAGCGUGGCAGCGGUACUUGCAGGGACAACAGAAGCAAUUUUCACUCCAUUGGAAAGAGUUCAGACAUUGCUUCAAGACCACAGGCAUCAUGACAAAUUUACAAACACUUACCAGGCUUUCAAGGCACUCAGAUGCCAUGGAAUAAGAGAAUAUUAUCGAGGCUUGGUACCUGUUCUUUUCCGUAAUGGAUUCAGCAAUGUCCUUUUCUUUGGCCUUCGUGGCCCCAUUAAGGAGCAUCUGCCUACCGCAACCACCCACAGCGCUCAUUUGGUCAAUGAUUUUAUCUGCGGAGGUCUGUUGGGUGCCAUGUUGGGAAUCUUGUUUUUUCCAGUUAAUGUUGUAAAAACUCGCAUGCAGUCUCAGAUUGGUGGGGAGUUUCAGUCUUCUCCCAAGGUGUUCCAAAAAAUCUGGCUAGAACGGGACAGGAAGCUGACAAACCUUUUCAGAGGUGCUCACCUGAAUUACCAUCGGUCUCUCCUCUCUUGGGGUAUAAUCAAUGCGACUUACGAGUUCUUGUUAAAGAUUAUAUGAAAGAAACUGUCAGUUAAGUGCCAUUUAUUAACUGAAUAGACCUAAGAAGAAUGCAAUUUGGCCUUGUUCCUAAUUGGCCAAAUACAGGUUGGUGUCACAAGUUCAGGGCGUGAUGAAUUAUGGGCAGAGCUGUUCUCUUUCAGCAGCAACAAAUUCAGAAUAAAAGGUUCUAAUAGGAAAAUUUAAGGGUUUUUUUAUUUUGUUUUGUAAUCAUUAUCUAAGAACUUUAGGCUAGUUGCCUGGUUAAUAGCCGUCUGUCUGAUGGCUUUUGACAAGGAAAGCUAAUAGCCAAGAUAAUGGUUCUUUUCCCCAAAAGUCUUUAAACCUUCUGUAUUGAAACAUCAGUGGCCAUAACCAGCCAGAGAAAAGGCUCUUCUUAGAGCCCUGUGAAUUCUCAGGCUUCCUUCUCUUACUCCAUUUCUUGCUUCUCUGCUUUUAGGAGGAGCUGCAGAGGGUGGUCUUUGUUAAACAUAAGCAUAAACAUGGUAGGACAGAGAGGAGCAAAACACCUUAUGAGGUGUAGGCUUUUCAUGAUCCAUGGCUUGUGUUAGUUUUGAAACUAAGUACCUGUUGGGAUAGUCAUCAUCCAGACUGUUCAGGUGUGGUAGGGCAGACCCAAGUAGCUGGUGAAAGCUCCCAUUUUGCUUUCUGAGUUGGAAAGUGUUAUGUUCAGUUCUGAAUGUGACCUUAAAUCCUUUGAAUGCCUUUAUGUUAAUUUCACUUACUUCAUUGCCAAAAGAUGGGGAGACUUACAUUUCGUUACAGACGUUUCAUCUUGUGAAGAAGUUUCACAUUAAUUGCAUAUGGAUCAAACUCUGGCUAGUUCAGUUCUUUGAUUAAUUGUUGCCAACUUAGUGAAGAGCUUUGGGAGUUUGGAGAGUGUUUUCACUUUGAGUCCUAGUUUCACAUAUUGAAGUAUCCUGUUCUCGAAACUGUCCUUUAAAAAAAAAAAAAAGAUAAAUACUUGCAUAAUACUGUAUUUUUGAAGUCUGUUAAUGGGAUUCUGUAGACUUUUCCCUCCUGGUUUCUAAGUGUUAAAGAGAAAAAAAAAAAACCUCAGGAUAGCUUUCACCCCACAGUGUUAGUUAUCUUUUUUAUUUAACUCUUGGAAUGGAGACUUCUAUUAGGAUUUUUACAUUUUGAGAACUCAGUUUUACAUUUUAUCAUUAAAGCAGUUUGAGGUGAUAAAAUCUAAAUCAAGAUAUUUAGAGGGUUAGUUUUAAAUGCUAGAAGUUCGUAAUAGCUGGAUAGCAUACUCCUCCCUUAAAUAACAGAGAAAAACUUACUUGUCAAAGGAAUCAGAUUUUAAAAUCUUUCGCCCUGAUCAGUAAGGCAGAAUGCCUCCUAUUUACCAAUUGAAUAACUAAUAAAACCUGAAACAUCCUAGAAAAGUGGUUUAUCAAUCUUAAAAAUUCCCGUCUGUAAAUAAUGUAGUUAAAAUUGCUUGCCAACAUCUGACACGGCAGAGUAGUUAGGUUUCUCAUGACCAAGCUGUCCUCAUUCUGGGUAACUGCAUAUGAAUAUGUGCAUACACUGACUAAGACAAAAUCUGCGUCUCCACUGGUAGUUUACUCAGUUUCCGGGCAGAUAGUCCAAAAGAGAUGUUUACCUCUCAAUGCACUGUGGCUGGUCACAUGAACAUCUUCCACCCAUAAAGGAUUGGGAAGCAUUAUCAAGCAUUUUCCAGGCAGUAAUGAGGCCCAGUAGCUUUACAACAGCCCUGUUUGAAAAUACUGUGUUGGAAAUGGCAGUUUACUUUGAAAACCAAGAUGCAGAUGUGAGGAUUUCAGAACACAAGGAUUUGACAUCGAAUAAACGUGAGUAGCAUCUUUGGCUUAUUGAAUAGAGUCUGGCUUUGAAGCGGGUUGAGUUUUGGGACAUGAAUGACAGGCACUGGUGCCUGAGCACCAACGGGUCUGUGUAGGUGCUCGGCAUCCACCUACAUGAGGCAGCUGGGGCCACGGCCUGGCAGCCGGCUUCCUGUUUGUACACUCCAGUCAGACCAUAGAUACCCACGUUCUGAAGCACUUUUGUGAAAUACAAGUGAAGUGAGAAUUUGAAAAGGGGAUGCUUUGGUUUCUGCAGUCUCAAACUUGUGGCAUUUAAAAACAAUAAAUAUUUUUAAUGAUUUUAACUCAUAGUACAUUUGGAUUUCUUUGUCACUUUUGAAGACCAAACUGCAAAUACAUUACCAGGGAUGGUUUUGUGUUGUCCUGUAGACCUUUUAAAUUUGACAAAGUUCAGCAGAACUUGCUUAUGGUAGCCAACAGCUUUGAACCUUAAAAGAAGUCAAAGCGUGUUAUUAAUAAGAGAUUCUAACUAUUGUUUUUUUACCUUCAGUGUGAACUCAUAGUAGUUUUGAAAAGGCAAACAUGAUUAAAUAAGUUUAUCCGAAGAGCUUUAAAAGUGGCCUUUUUGUUACAUAGGUGGCACAGACGGCUUAUGAGCACAGGGCCCUUCUGGUCCUGCCUCCCAUACUUGAGCUCUGAUGCCACCAGGAAUAUGUGAUGGAUUCUGUAUUUAACAUGCUUAGGAGCCCUCAGGACUGCAUCACAGAGUAAACACAACCUUUCUAUGGUGGCAGAUUUGUGUGUCUUUGUUUCAUUUGUGGUUGGAGACAGUUGAUGUUUUUGUCUCAAUAAUCAAUAUUCUUACCUUAUGGUUGGUUAUGUAAUCACCUGCUGUAUAUUGUAAACUGUGCAAUAAAACAGAAUUGUGUACAUAGAAUCAUCUUUGGAGACCUGAGCUUUCCUAUUUCCUAGCUCGAUGACAGUGGUAAUACUCCGCUCUAGUGCUGUGCAAACACAUAAGGGAAUCCUGGGUGGCAGACAGGAUGUGUGCAAUGGGUCACCUGAUCACGCUGUGCUGGAAAUGGCAGGUCAGUGCAGAUAAAAUUGUGUAGUGAGGAAUAUGCAGGCAAAAUGAAGGCGAGACAGGCCAUCACAUGUGAAGAAAGGGUGAGCACUCAGAUUUUAUUUCCUUUAAGAUACUGUUUUCUCAUGUGCAUAUAAAUACAUAUCAAAGACUUGAAAAGGCAUUCUCUUUAAAUUUGAGGACUUUUCAUUUUUAAUACUCUUUUUUGCUUAAUAGUAAGUAAUUGCUUGCCUGAGUGACUCCCAAAUUGUGGGGGAGUCUCCACAGGCCUCUUAAAGUUUCAUUAUUAAAAGCGGUUAAGCACACAAAGCUGUUUUUGUUUGAUAUUUUGAGUUUUGUGACAGUUUAAAUGAAAUCUGUUAAAUGUGUCAAAGUUAACAUUCUUCUUUUGGUAAUUCUGUUUGGAAUAAAGUUGUUUGUUUUUUUUAAGUC
Molecule: messenger RNA, 5176 nt
Organism: Hyaena hyaena (striped hyena)
Lineage: Eukaryota; Metazoa; Chordata; Mammalia; Carnivora; Hyaenidae
Gene: SLC25A51
Product: solute carrier family 25 member 51
Exons: 5
Coding region: 977-1870 (297 amino acids)
Source: RefSeq, a predicted model, not a curated record